AUGGUUGCGCUCGACGUUGGUUAUGCCAACCCUGUGUUCGCUGCACUGGAAAUCGAGUAUACCGAGGCAGACCAAGACCCUACAGGAGAGGCUGCUCGUGAAGCCGAGACUCAGCUUGUCUACUACGAGCUGGACCUUGGUCUGAACCAUGUCGUGCGAAAAUGGUCAGAACCCGUUGAUUCGACGGCAUCACUUCUCUUCCAAGUCCCUGGCGGUCAAGAUGGACCGAGCGGUGUCUUGGUGUGUGGUGAAGAGAACAUCACAUACAGGCACUCAAACCAAGAGGCCUUCCGCGUGCCGAUACCCCGGAGACGUGGCGCUACAGAGGACCCUUCAAGGAAACGUCACAUCGUUUCUGGUGUUAUGCACAAGCUCAAGGGCAGUGCUGGAGCCUUCUUCUUCCUCCUGCAGACGGAAGACGGCGACCUAUUCAAGGCUACCAUUGAAAUGGUUGAGGAUGCCGAUGGCAACCCCACGGGUGAAGUAAAGAGACUCAAGAUCAAGUACUUCGACACUAUUCCGGUGUCUUCUAGCCUGUGCAUCCUCAAGAGCGGUUUCCUGUACGCUGCGAGCCAGUUCGGCAACCAUCAAUUUUACCAGUUCGAGAAGCUCGGAGAUGAUGAUGAAGAGCUAGAAUUUUCAAGCGACGAUUUCCCAGCAGACCCUAAAGCUGGCUAUGAUGCCGUGUACUUCUAUCCAAGGCCAUUGGAGAACCUUGCUCUUGUUGAGAGCAUCGAUUCCAUGAAUCCUCUGCUCGACUGCAAAGUGGCAAACCUUACGGGCGAAGAUGCGCCACAAAUCUACACAGCCUGUGGCAAUGGCGCUCGCAGUACAUUUAGGAUGUUGAAGCACGGCCUGGAAGUUAACGAGAUUGUUGCCUCCGAGCUGCCCGGUAUUCCUUCAGCUGUGUGGACUCUGAAGCUGAACCGUGGUGACCAGUUCGAUGCAUACAUUGUGCUGUCCUUUACCAACGGAACCCUUGUUCUGAGUAUUGGCGAGACAGUUGAGGAGGUCAGUGACUCUGGAUUCUUGACAUCAGUGCCCACGUUGGCAGCCCAAUUACUCGGCGAGGAUGGUCUCAUUCAGGUGCACCCGAAGGGUAUUCGUCACAUCCGAAACGGCCAGGUUAAUGAGUGGGCUGCACCACAGCACCGCUCUAUCGUCGCCGCGACUACCAAUGAGCACCAAGUUGCUGUUGCUCUCAGCUCGGGCGAGAUUGUCUACUUCGAGAUGGAUGGGGAUGGAUCCCUGGCGGAGUAUGACGAGAAGAAGGAGAUGUUCGGAACUGUGACUUGCUUGAGCUUAGGCGAAGUUCCGGAAGGCCGCCUUAGAAGCUCAUUCUUAGCAGUAGGUUGCGAUGAUAGCACCGUGCGUGUUUUAUCUUUGGACCCCGAGUCUACUCUCGAGAGCAAGUCAGUGCAAGCUUUAACUGCCCCACCGUCAUCUCUGGCCAUCAUUGCCAUGGAUGACUCCUCGUCUGGUGGAUCAACACUCUACCUUCACAUUGGUCUCCACUCUGGAGUCUAUCUCAGGACGGUGUUGGAUGAAAUCACUGGAGAACUCACCGACACCCGGCAAAAGUUCCUUGGUCCUAAGCCGGUCCGGCUAUUUCAAGUCACUGUCCAAGGACGGACAUGCGUGAUAGGAUUGAGCUCGCGUCCAUGGCUUGGAUACUCGGAUCCAAUCACCCGAGGUUUCGUGGUAACACCGUUGAACUACGUAGACCUCGAGUGGGUAUGGAAUUUCAGCAGUGAGCAAUGCGAAGAGGGUGUUGUUGGCAUUCAAGGCCAGUCCUUAAGGAUAUUUGCUAUUGAGAACCUUGGAGAUACUAUCACGCAAAAAUCAAUACCCCUUACCUACACUCCAAGGCGUCUGCUUAAGCAUCCUGAAUACCCAAUGUUCUACACCAUUGAGUCUGAAAACAACACGCUACCUCCGGAUCUCCGAGCUAAACUGCUCGCGGAGCCUGGAGUCGUUAAUGGCGACGCCACGGUUCUCCCUCCAGACGAGUUCGGGUACCCCAAGGGCAAGGGUCGGUGGGCCUCCUGCAUCAGCGUUAUCGAUCCUCUGUCGGAGGAACAACGAGUAUUGCAAACUGUUGAUCUCGAUAACAACGAGGCAGCUGUGAGCGCUGCGAUUGUGUCCUUUGCUAGUCAGGAUAACGAAAGUUUCCUGAUAGUCGGUACUGGGAAAGACAUGAUCGUAAACCCUCGGCAGUUCUCGGAGGGAUAUAUCCACGUCUAUCGAUUCGGCGAGGAUGGCCACGAACUGGAAUUCAUUCACAAAACCAAGGUUGAGGAGCCUCCUACAGCCCUUCUCGCCUUCCAAGGCAGACUUUUGGCCGGUAUCGGCAAGACUUUGAGGAUAUAUGAUCUUGGCCUGCGACAAAUGCUCAGAAAAUCCCAAGCAGAUGUGGUGCCACAGUUGAUUGUGUCUCUGAGCACACAAGGAAGCCGUAUCGUGGUUGGAGACGUCCAGCAUGGUGUAACAUACGUCGCAUACAAGCCUACCACCAACAAGCUUAUCCCAUUUGCCGAUGACACCAUCGCUAGAUGGGUUACUUGUACUACAAUGGUGGAUUACGAGUCGGUUGCCGGAGGCGACAAAUUCGGCAACAUGUUCCUCGUCCGUUGUCCAGAGAAGGCCAGUCAGGAGGCUGACGAGGAGCAAGGCGGUUUACAUCUGCUAAACACAAGGGAUUACCUUCACGGUACUCCUCACCGGCUCAACCUUCUUAGUCAUUCAUACACCCAGGACGUGCCGACAAGCAUUAUCAAGACAAGUCUGGUAGUUGGUGGCCAAGAUGUGCUCCUCUGGAGUGGUAUCAACGGCACCAUUGGUGUCUUUAUCCCCUUUAUUACGCGCGAGGACGUCGACUUUUUCCAGAACCUGGAACAACACAUGCGCACUGAGGAUGCUCCUCUUGCGGGUAGGGAUCACCUCAUGUACCGCAGCUACUACGUCCCCGUUAAGGGCGUAAUCGAUGGCGACCUCUGUGAAAGGUACACCCUCUUACCCAACGAUAAGAAACAAAUGAUUGCCGGCGAGCUAGAUCGUUCGGUGCGGGAGAUUGAGAGGAAGAUUUCGGACAUCAGAACACGAUCCGCCUUCUAG
This is a messenger RNA of Colletotrichum truncatum, 3114 nucleotides long. RefSeq names its product pre-mRNA-splicing factor rse1. Gene Ontology annotation, cellular component: nucleus; U2 snRNP. NCBI's taxonomy places the organism in Eukaryota, Fungi, Ascomycota, Sordariomycetes, Glomerellales, Glomerellaceae. Gene Ontology annotation, molecular function: U2 snRNA binding; protein binding. Gene Ontology annotation, biological process: mRNA splicing, via spliceosome. The record is from RefSeq and is a predicted model, not a curated record.